AUGGCAAUCUCCAUGCGCUUCUUGGCAAAGGCUUCCCAGAGCUUCGAGAGUAUUGUGUCGCAUGCGUCUUCCCCAAAGGCCUUGCGCACGCCGAAGACUCCCAAGACUCCGAAGACACCAAUGAGCCCAUUUGGCAUCAGUCCACUUGCUUCCUUGAACCGUGUGAACUUCUUUCCUGAAGAUGUGGAAAAGGUGGAAAAACGCACUCACAAAGUUCCAGCUCGCUCCGUCCACUUUGCGGAUGGGGCAACUUGGGUUGGGAAUGCUACUCGUCUUCUUGGAGGUCAAUUGCAACCAAAGGCCGAAGCUUCCAGUCCAAUCACAGACCUCACAACUGCAGCCUCAGCAACCAGAGAUGCAGUGCGAGCUCGUUUUGCAAGGCAGGAAGACCGUUGUGUGCCCACUCCUCCGGUUGCAGGCUUGGACUUGACCCUUCCUGUCCUUUUGGGUCAUCGCAUGGCAUCCACCGUGGCUUCUUCAACGAGGGCAACGACGCCCAGCGAUGGCAACGAGGAGUCUUGCGCACAUGCGGCACGCAAGGCCUUUUUGGAGCAACAGGAGCGCCGUGCCUCCCGGGCCAUGGUGGACUUCGUGGUUUACAAUGCGGCGAGGGGAACUGAGAUCUCUGGUGAUCCUCGGGCACCUGUGCAGGAGGACUUGCGUCCCCGCUGGCUGCGCGACGAGGAUGCUGCCGCCAUGCUGGGUGACGAGGCUAUUGGGGAUUUGGGCGCCUUGCCGAAGUCCCAAACUGCUGCGGCACGGAGGGCAUCGUUGGCCAAAAUGAAGCCGGGGCCAGACACCCUGAUUUGUGCUACUGACUUCAGACAGCGUCCCUUGAUGUUCUUGCGCCCAGAGGAGUGGUUCACUUUGCUCCGAGAACUACCUCAACUUCGUGAGAAGUUGCGGCAGAAACAAGCUGAGAUAGAUGCCUUGGAUGAGCGAGGUGAGCACAUGAAAGAUUACCUGCUCAGACGAAAAUAUAUUGUGGACAAGUACGGGCUCCGGAAAAUUGGAGUUCCUGGCUAUGGAAAGAUGAGCCGACCGUACUUCAGCAGUGGAGAGGGCAUUCGUGCGCGUGAUCGCAAGAUCAGCUUGGCCAAUCGAGUCUUAGAAGAGAUCAACUCGAGGUCUGAGUGA
This is a messenger RNA of Cladocopium goreaui, 1137 nucleotides long. Lineage: Eukaryota; Dinophyceae; Suessiales; Symbiodiniaceae. The record is from the annotation of a GenBank genome assembly.